AUGGAGGCCGCGCUGAAGCGGGAGCUGGGCACCUCAGUGCUGCGGCCCACGGGCCACUCGGGCGGCGGCUGCAUCAGCCAGGGCCAGAGCUACGACACCGACGGGGGCCGGGUCUAUGUGAAGAGCAACUCCAAGGCGGAGGCCAGAAGAAUGUUUGAGGGAGAAAUGGAAAGUUUGUCAGCCAUCCUACAAACACAGACAGUAAAGGUGCCCAAACCCAUCAAAGUUAUAGACGUGCCAGGAGGCAGCACUCUAUUUGUGAUGGAGCAUUUGGAAAUGAGGAGUCUUAACAGGCAUUCAGCAAAGCUUGGAACACAGUUGGCUGAUCUCCACCUUCACAACCAGAAACUUGGAGAGAAGAUGAAGAAAGAGGGGAACACUGUUGGUAAAAGUGAGGGGCAAACAGACAUCCAGUUCGUGGAUCGAUUUGGCUUUCAUACAGUCACCUGUUGUGGCUAUCUCCCACAAGUGAAUGACUGGCAGAAUGACUGGGUAACUUUCUAUGCCAGGCAGCGAAUCCAGCCCCAGAUGGAUAUGGUUGAAAAGAAUUCAGGAGACAGGGAGGCAAGAGAACUUUGGGCACAGCUUCAGCUGAAGAUACCCAGUUUGUUCUGUGACUUGGAGAUCGUUCCUGCUCUCCUUCAUGGGGAUCUGUGGGGAGGAAAUGUAGCCGAGGAUGACUCUGGCCCCAUUAUUUUUGACCCUGCCUCCUUCUAUGGUCAUUCAGAAUAUGAACUUGCGAUAGCCGGGAUGUUUGGUGGUUUCAGCAACUCUUUUUACUCUGCUUACCACAGUAAAAUUCCCAAAGCUCCAGGGUUUGAGAAACGACUCAAACUGUAUCAGCUUUUCCACUAUAUGAACCACUGGAACCAUUUUGGAUCAGGGUACAGAGGGUCUUCUCUAAACAUCAUGAGAAACCUGGUAAAAUGACUUCACCCUCAAGCAGA
Molecule: messenger RNA, 947 nt
Organism: Emys orbicularis (European pond turtle)
Lineage: Eukaryota; Metazoa; Chordata; Testudines; Emydidae
Product: ketosamine-3-kinase-like
Exons: 6
Coding region: 1-930 (309 amino acids)
Source: RefSeq, a predicted model, not a curated record